Molecule: messenger RNA, 957 nt
Organism: Haliaeetus leucocephalus (bald eagle)
Lineage: Eukaryota; Metazoa; Chordata; Aves; Accipitriformes; Accipitridae
Gene: CDO1
Product: cysteine dioxygenase type 1
Exons: 5
Biological process (GO): L-cysteine catabolic process
Molecular function (GO): ferrous iron binding; cysteine dioxygenase activity
Source: RefSeq, a predicted model, not a curated record
GUGGACCAGCCGGUGCAGACGGAGACGUGGAAGGCGCGGAGCCUGGAGGAGCUGGUCCGCAUCCUCCAUCGAAUAUUCGCUGAGGACAAAGUCAGCGUGGAGGAGGUGCAGGCGCUCAUGGAGUCGUACGAGAGCAACCCCGAGGAGUGGCUGCAGUACGCCAAAUUCGACCAGUACAGGUAUACAAGAAAUCUUGUGGACAAUGGAAAUGGAAAGUUCAACUUGAUGAUCUUGUGCUGGGGUGAAGGGCACGGCAGCAGCAUCCAUGAUCACACUGACUCACAUUGCUUCAUGAAGAUCCUCCAGGGAAAUCUAAAGGAGACUCUGUUUGAAUGGCCUGAGAAAAAAGGGAAUGGUGAAAUGACUAAGAAAUCAGAACGAGUUUUGAGGGAAAAUCAAUGUGCCUACAUUAAUGACUCCAUUGGCCUGCACCGUGUGGAGAACAUCAGCCACACAGAGUCCGCCGUCAGCCUGCAUUUGUACAGCCCGCCCUUUGACAGCUGUAACACCUUUGACCAGAGGACUGGGCACAAGCACAAGGUCAAGAUGACCUUCUACAGCCAGUUUGGAGAAAGGACUCUCUGCGCGACAGCAGUGCCGCAGGAGAACAACUGAGAAGCACCAGCACACGUUUGCAUAAGACCUGCUGAAUGUCUAACCAGGGACAGAAGACGCAUGGCUAAGGCCGACAGCCAGCUAUAUUUCUAUACCUUGUACAUAGGAGUACACUAGGGCAGCUUCCAGGCCACCCACAGUUCCCCCGAGCAAAUGCAGAUCAUGGGACACUAAGCUAACUAGUGGCACAAACUACUUCAGAGGUUAGAUGCCUUUUCUUAGGCUCUUGUCAGAAUUAAGUAAUUUGUUUUCUGAUUCUAGCCUCCUUUUAAUUCCACUUCUGAGAAUAUCAGAAAUAGGGUUUUUAAACAUCAUCUGACACUACUUAAUAGGCCUACAUGU